CGGCCAUUAAUACCAAUUGUCUCCUCCCACAACCUCGCGCGUCCCGGUUUUGUUUGGCAACAAUACUAACGUCACCUGUGCCACGGCCGAUAAUCUGACUUCGAUUUGUCUGCUAGCAAAACAUUCCUAUUUUUACGGAAGAAAGAUACCGGUCCUUUUUCUUUCUGACAACACACAACAUGAUAUUCGGAUUCCGCUGUCCGGUAUUACUGUGGCUGCCCCUGGCCGCCGUGCUAGGCUCGGUCUUCGGGCUUGGUGAGGACAUCGACAAGCCUCUGUUCGGGCCUCCAGGCUCUCUUAUCCGGCUACAGGAGUCCGACCCUGGCCUGAAGAAGGCUCUGGCGUUCGCCGAGGAGCGCUACAACCAGGGCUCCAACGCCAUGCAUCUCCGCAAAGUCAGCCGACUUCUGUCUGCCACCAAGCAGGUGGUUAAGGGUAUCCGCUACACCAUAACAGUGGAACUGAGUAACACUCAAUGUAAGAAAUCCACCAUGCUGAGGGCAUGUGACUUCUAUCCCGACUCACAGAAGCUCAAGACCGAGGUGUGUGUGUUCGAAGUGUGGGAUGUUCCUUGGCAGGGCACUUCAACUCUGCUCAAACAGAAGUGCCAGCCUACAGUUGAACCUCAACUAGAAGAGACCAACAAGGUGGUGGAUGCAUCCAGCAGCCAGCCUCUGGAGGAGUCUGUGGAGCUGUUGGGCCAGUUCAAAGAGUUCAUGGUUAAAUACAAUAAGGUCUACAGCAGCCAGGAGGAGGCAGAUCAUCGCCUGCGCAUCUUCCACCAGAACUUGAAAACUGCAGAGAAGCUCCAGUCUUUGGAUCAAGGUUCGGCAGAGUACGGCGUCACCAAGUUCAGCGACCUAACUGAGGAAGAGUUUCGCUCCGCAUACCUGAACCCACUACUGAGUCAAUGGACUCUUCAUCGACCAAUGAGGCCGGCCUCUCCUGCCCGAGGCCCUGCCCCUGCCAGCUGGGAUUGGCGGGAUCACGGAGCUGUCAGUUCCGUUAAGAACCAGGGUAUGUGUGGAUCCUGCUGGGCAUUUUCUGUGACAGGCAACAUUGAAGGCCAGUGGUUCCUAAAAAAUGGGUCGCUGCUGUCCCUCUCUGAACAAGAGCUGGUUGACUGUGAUGGGCUGGACCAGGCAUGCAGAGGAGGGCUGCCAUCAAACGCUUAUGAAGCUAUUGAGAAGCUGGGUGGCCUGGAGACAGAGACCGACUACUCCUACACCGGGAAGAAGCAGAGGUGCGACUUCACCACCAUGAAGGUGGCCGCCUACAUCAACAGCUCUGUGGAGCUGUCCAAAGAUGAGAAGGAAAUUGCAGCUUGGUUGGCUGAGAAUGGACCAAUCUCUGUUGCACUGAAUGCCUUUGCCAUGCAAUUCUACAGGAAGGGUGUGUCUCACCCUCUGAAGAUCUUCUGCAACUCCUGGAUGAUCGACCACGCUGUGCUGCUGGUGGGGUUCGGAGAACGUCAAAGUAUCCCCUUCUGGGCCAUCAAAAACAGCUGGGGAGAGGAUUAUGGAGAGCAGGGUUACUACUACCUGUACAGGGGGUCCAAUGCCUGUGGGAUCAACAAGAUGUGCACAUCUGCUGUAGUCAAUUAAAGCACCAACAACAAACACACACACACACACACACAUACCAUCACACCAUCACACUACAUGUACCACUACACACACACACACACACACACACACAUUUGAUCCAGAAUGCAUGAUUUCAAUCACACACAUGAAAUCCUACUGAAGUUUUCCGUUAAACUAAACUUAGUGUUCCACCUUCAUACCUCACACCUUGUGUCCGUUAAC
Molecule: messenger RNA, 1808 nt
Organism: Etheostoma cragini (Arkansas darter)
Lineage: Eukaryota; Metazoa; Chordata; Actinopteri; Perciformes; Percidae
Gene: ctsf
Product: cathepsin F
Exons: 14
Coding region: 180-1604 (474 amino acids)
Cellular component (GO): lysosome
Molecular function (GO): cysteine-type endopeptidase activity; cysteine-type endopeptidase inhibitor activity
Source: RefSeq, a predicted model, not a curated record